Molecule: messenger RNA, 905 nt
Organism: Cyclopterus lumpus (lumpfish)
Lineage: Eukaryota; Metazoa; Chordata; Actinopteri; Perciformes; Cyclopteridae
Exons: 4
Coding region: 152-808 (218 amino acids)
Source: RefSeq, a predicted model, not a curated record
CAGCUCCCACAGCAUUCAGUCAUUUAAAGGGAGCUCCUGUAGGUUAACACAAUAGAGAAGGUUCUGUUGAAAUUGGCACAGCUGUUAGCAGGUACUCUUGGGACGCUUACAAAUCCUUAGCCCAGUCUUCAAUUUAUUAACUUGUGAUAGAAUGAGGGUGUUAUGGAUGUCCUAUCUGCUGAUUGGGUGCAUUACAUGUUUUCCGAUGGGGAAAGAACAUGGUGCUGAUCUUCACUUCAUGCCGUGGCCUCUUUCUUCUGGGACUUGGUUCAGUGGAAUGGGUGUGAGUUCUGACCCUGGCAGCAGCUCCCCUCUACCAAGUCUACCCAACCCAAGCUCUAACAAAGCUACUGGACUUCAUGCUCCUCAAGAUGGCUUUUUCCAGGUUGGACCUGGCAGUUUCAGCAGCAAAAUGGCUCCGGGUGAUUCUUUUGGCAGUGGCUCUACUAGUUUUGGAGAGGGACACAACAACAGUCCUGAGGUUCCUGCAUACCAGGUUGCUUAUGCAGGGUAUAGUGUGCCAGAUGGCAGCCUGGAUAUUGCUUAUGAUAACUGGAGUUCUGAACCGGCUGACGGCUACGAUGCUGUUGAAAAGAUCCCUGAGCCAGUUUUCAGUGAUGUGUCUGCUCUGGAGCCAGUCUACUCUCUUAGCUCUCGUUCAAGCUACCAGAGGGGAAGAGCAGUAUUUGCUCAAACCCGCUACGCCCCAGGAAAGCCUGUUCGCCCACACAUGCCAGUACCCAGACUCUUCAGCAAAACUUCUAAGCAAAGUGGUCCUGCUAAAGCUCCAACCAUAGCUGCCUUCUAAAGUCCUCCGUGGUAAGAUGCAGCAUGCCUAUGAUCAAUACUAGGCGUUUGACUCAUGUCUGCUUUUGCAGGUCUUUUGUUCUGGUGACUUACUACUG